This is a messenger RNA of Lodderomyces jiufengensis, 1062 nucleotides long. It is a transcript of the gene TES15, whose product is annotated as Tes15p. The record is from RefSeq and is a predicted model, not a curated record. Gene Ontology annotation, molecular function: fatty acyl-CoA hydrolase activity. The transcript has a single exon. Gene Ontology annotation, cellular component: peroxisomal matrix. NCBI's taxonomy places the organism in Eukaryota, Fungi, Ascomycota, Pichiomycetes, Serinales, Debaryomycetaceae. Gene Ontology annotation, biological process: acyl-CoA metabolic process; fatty acid catabolic process. Bases 1 to 1062 code for a protein of 353 amino acids.
AUGAAAGAGAUAAAUUAUAAAAGAGGACAAGCAGUUGAUGUUCAAGAAGAAUUUGGAGUUAUAGAGAUAAAUAAAGACAAGUAUAUUGGCAAAAAACCAUUGGUAACUCCGAUGUGGGAUAGCCGUGGAGUAUUUGGAGGUAACCUUGUUGGGCAACUGCUUCUCGUCGCCAUGAAGACUUGUGAUCCAGAGUUUAGACCACAUUCUUUACAUUCUUCAUUUGUAAGAGCAGCAAAUCCUGACGAUCCAAUCACUUAUGAAGUUGAAGAAAUCUCAAACGGUAAUAACUUUUGUAAUAGAUCAGUCAAAGCUUUACAAAAUGGAGAAAUUGUAUAUUAUGCCAAUAUAUCACUAACUAAGAAGAAUUCGUACAAGGCAAGUUUAGCGAAAUAUGAGGAGUAUAAUACAAAAUUCCAACAAAGAGCUAAAGAACGAGAUGUUGAAGAAGAUAUAGAUGAUGAUGACGAAGAAGAAGUUGAGAAAAAACCAAUAAAACCAUUUGGGUUCCAAACACCAUUACACAACUGGUUUAAGAAAUAUGAUUUAAAAGAUUUACCAGUUUCAAAUAUUGAAUCAAAUAUGUUAUGUUAUUUUAAAUUUUUCCCGGAUUUUUUACAAUUAAAUAAAUCAGAAUAUGAAAAUGAUAUACCUGUAGCAGAAAGAAAAUUUGCAUUUUUAGUAAGAUGGGGAAUAGAUAACGAACAAGGUUUUCAUCAACCUUUGGUGGGUGUUGAUUCACAAUUUCAAUACGUGGGGUUAGGUAAUAUAUCAGACUCUUUAUUAUUAAAUGUCAUUUUGAGAGUUUUAAGAAUAGAAGAUGUUCAAUUAACUGAUUAUCAUAAAACAUUUUUUGGAGUAAGUCUAGAUCAUGUAUUAUAUAUUCAUGAUGAUGAUUUUGAUGUUACUAAAUGGAUGGGAUAUGGGUUUAAAACUAUUAGAUUUGCUCAUGAUAGAAUUUUAGUUGAAGGUGAAAUUUAUAAUGAUGAGGGAGUUCAUGUUGCAACUGUUGUUCAAGAAGGUUUAUUGAAAUUUAGUGGUAAAGAAAAAGGUGCUAAAUUAUAG